CAAGAAGCUUGUGUUCGAGAAUGAACCAGCUUUUACUCUCCCUCUCCCUUCAUUGCUUCCCGAAGAGAUGCCCACGUUCGUCUCCCCACCUCACCUCACUCCUUCCCUCUCUGCUGUGCCAUCGCCUCCCUGCCGUCUGAUGUCGAAGCCGCUACCCGUCUCGAGGAGGGCCAUCAGGGCCGUGGCCAAGGAGGACCAAGCCGCGGCGACAGUCUUGGCCGAAGCGACGAAGGAGGAUGAAGAGGCUACGUUGGCCGUCCCGGUUUCGCCUUCGGAUCUGCUCACCAUGCACUUCCAGGCCGAAGGAACAAUGGACGAAUCGGCGAUUCCUACCGUGAGCAAGGCAUUACAGGGAUCGGAAGGAACCAAUGAUGCCAGUGUGCGAGUGUUCGAGUAGAUGAGGGCAUUGCCAUUGUCGAGGUACGAGCAUAUUGAUCCUUGAAUUCUCGUUGCUGUGAUGAAGUUAAAUCACUUGAAAUUUGAAUUCAUGCUCAGUUUGUUCAGAAUUAGCCCUAUUCUUGAGUUAGGGUCGGAUGUUGCCUUUGCAGAUAAGUCUACAAAUGGGUGUUAAAUUUACUAAACUUUGUGUUACUUACUCCAGUCUUUCAAAAAUGUUUUUGCUUGUUUUGCAAAGCCCUGGGCGGUUCUGUUGCGAGUCCAUCCGUUCACGACCCAGUUCGAACUGUAUCAGGCUGAGUGAAGCUCGAUCUGUGCAUGACCUGUUGACACCUAUAGAUACGGGAUCGAAUUGAUGUAGCAAGAUAACUAUGUAAGGCAAGCAUGCUAAAUCUGCAACUCAUCAUUGGAGCAAGAUAAGUUUAGUUGUUCGGUUUUUCAUUAUGUUUCUUCUACAAUUAUACUUGCGAGGAUGAUCCUCUUCCAUCAUGAGUUGUACUUCUGAGACAAUUAUAGGAAAUGGUCGAUCUCCUUGUGCAUGACACUCCUAUUACUUUAUGAUAUCAAGAACUUAGGACGAUCACUCACUCAUGAACUCACUUUGUUUAUACAUUUUGCGUUUGUUUAUGUUCACUUAAUGGUUCAAAUCUCUAGUUGUAUCCUAAUAUUCAUAUGAAACUCCAUUAUAAGAAAAAUCAAGGCAAAUGGAACAGAAAUGUUAACCUUAUUUCUUCCUUUUUUCAGUUAAAUAUUUCAAGAAAUCGAGUUCUAUUAAGAUAUGAUCAUAAUGGUUUUGUACUAAGUUGAUUCUUCUUAACAAUGCAUUAGUUGACAAAACAAACCACAGUGCAAGCAACUGGAGUGACUUCUAACCUAGUGGAGAUCAUUCAAGGAGUAGGCUUCAAGCUACAAAGCUUAAAUUUAAGUUUUGUCAACAAAGAGGAUGCUGCUACUGCUGUUGGUUA
Messenger RNA from Zingiber officinale, 1361 nucleotides. RefSeq lists its product as uncharacterized. The record is from RefSeq and is a predicted model, not a curated record. Lineage: Eukaryota; Viridiplantae; Streptophyta; Magnoliopsida; Zingiberales; Zingiberaceae. Gene Ontology annotation, cellular component: chloroplast. The transcript is spliced from 3 exons. Bases 68 to 397 code for a protein of 109 amino acids.